This is a messenger RNA of Caenorhabditis bovis, 267 nucleotides long. The record is from the annotation of a GenBank genome assembly. NCBI's taxonomy places the organism in Eukaryota, Metazoa, Nematoda, Chromadorea, Rhabditida, Rhabditidae.
AUGGCCUCAUAUCCAUCGACUCCGAAGAGCGACAAGGAGCCUGAAGACAAAGUGACCGCUGAGAUGCGUUCGGCAUUCAAAUUGUUCGAUCAGGAAGGAAAAGGCUACAUCACUAUCGAGAAUCUCAAAAUGGUGGCUCGUGAACUCGGCGAGUCGAUGCUCGAUUCCGAACUUGACGAGAUGAUUCGUGAGGCCGCUGGAGGUUCAUCAACGACCGUCAAUGAGGAGCAGUUCUUCGAAAUUAUGAAGAAAACCUGCUUUUACUAA